Messenger RNA from Tilletiopsis washingtonensis, 5630 nucleotides. RefSeq lists its product as hypothetical. The record is from RefSeq and is a predicted model, not a curated record. The coding region runs from base 1 to 5505 and encodes 1834 amino acids. The transcript is spliced from 4 exons. NCBI's taxonomy places the organism in Eukaryota, Fungi, Basidiomycota, Exobasidiomycetes, Entylomatales. Gene Ontology annotation, molecular function: guanyl-nucleotide exchange factor activity.
AUGUCGCUGCACUCUCGCACCGCACGCACUGCCGCCUGGCGUGUGUCGACGCUCGAUCCCUCUCUCUUCGACCCGCCGCACGCGCCUCUCGAACGCCGCGGUGCGCCUUCGAUCAAAAGCGUCUCGACCGGCUCGCUGGACGCGGCAGCCGACCACGGCCCAGCCUCGGUCUCGAGCGCGCCUCACCGCUGGUGCCAGUCGAGCGCGCACUCGGAGAGCUCGCACUCGCAGCCUGCAGCUCAGCAGCUCGAUCGCAGCCAGAGCCUGAGCAGUGACGCUCGUCCGCCCGCGCAUCUGGUCAGGCGUGAGCUUGCUGGUUCUGCCGCUUCGCAAGAGCUCGCAGAGCAGGCUUUCUACCGCUCGCGCACCUCCUCGCGCGCCGGCAGCAGCGCCGGCACCGAGCCGCACCGCGCACCUAGCGAGCCGGACAGGCGUCGCCUCUCAAUCGGCGGCUCGCCGCUGCAGCAGCCGGGCGCACGGCCAGAGCCGCAGCCGCGCAGCAACAGCUUCGGCUUGCGCAAGUUCUUCGGCGCCUCCAAGAAGGAGAAGAAGCGCCAGCAGGAGCUCGAGGCGCAGCGUCACUUCCGCGACGACGAGCUUCCGCACAGGUACAACGACUCGCGCCAGCCGCAGAGUAGUGCUCGCAUUGCGCAUCCCGGCCGUCAGCCGUCGCAGAGCUCGACUGCCACCAGCACCUCGUCGGCACUAGGCGAGAGCAGCUUUCUGCGCCGUCUGCGCCCGAAGCGUCGCCGCCAGAAGUCGUUCGAGUCGGACGAGCCGGUUCAGCCGCACUACCACCCUCCGCAGCAGACGGCCGACAGCGGCCCCUUCUUCGCCGCUUCGCCUGCGCAUUUGGCCACGCCUGCGCGUGCGUCCGAGCAAGCCAAGGGCAAGCCGAGAGCGGGCGGGCACCGUCGCACUUCCUCGGGUCUCCUCAGAGAGGCAUCUGCGAGCGACGUCCGCUCGUAUCCCACGGACGACAGCUCGGGCACCGAAUCCGACUGGAGCCGCUCGACGCCGUCUGUGCGUCGUCUGCGCCCGCAGCGUAGCGACCGCCUCCUUCCUGGCGGCCUUGCGACAGUCGAGGCUUCGCCUCCAGACGAGCGUCCGCCGCCCGUCUCGAACGACAUCAUCCAGCGUCUGCAGGCCGCACGGCAGAAGCAGCACGACCCUUCGCGCACUGCGAUCUCGCCCUUGCUCGAGGCCUCUCAGGAGUCGCCUCUCGCUCGACAGAAGCAGAGCGGCGAGCAGCCGCGAGACUACUUCGCGCCGCGUCCGCAGCCCGCUCCGCGCGCCAGCUCGACGACGAUCACUGCGGCAAGGCAGCAGAUCUCGCAAGACACAGUCCUCUCGGCUCAGCGCCCGCAUUUGAGCGGCUCGGUUAGCGACACGGAGGUCGAGAUGGUCAACUCAAACGGAGCGGACUCACAGGGCAGCAGCAGCAAGUGGAAGCUGCCCUUUGCGAAGCGCAGCGCAUCGAGCGCAUCGCAGUCGCACCAAGACCACGCGCCCACGGUGCAGGCUGUGCGCGACUAUCCGAGCAGCGAUAGCCUGCCCGGCCGUGGCAAGUCUCCCGGCUCGCAGCGCAGCGGCGGCGGUGUUGGCGAGUACAAGGAGGAGUGGGACAGCGCGGAGAAUCGCGAGCGCGCAGAGCAUCACGCAGCCUCGCAGCGUCCGUCUGACCCGCGGCUGGCUGGCGCCAUCGGCCUGCUCGACGCACAGCCGCCGUCUGCCAGCUCGCACCGGUCCGAUGCGUUCGACAGCAUGCGCUCGCAGACGCAGCGCAGCGCCAGCGGGCCGUCCGACUACGGCUCCCUCAACACGAGUCCGGGUGCCUCGAGCAGCACGAACGGCGGCAAUUCUCAGCGCGGCGGCAAGAGCAAGCUGGAGCGCAUGAUGGGCGAGGGCGCCGCCGCAAUGUCGCGCUCGAGCAGCAACCCCAUGCCGCGCACCGCACCGCAAGUCGAGCGGCUGCAGACGCAGUCCGCCACUGCGUCGUCGAACGGCGGCUUCUCGCCGGCGACGACCGCCAGCAUGCUGCCAGACGACGCGUCGUGUCCAGUCUGCCUCGAGCUGCUCUCCUUCCGGCUUGCCGGCGAGAAGCCGCACGUCGUGCCGGUGUGCGGCCACUCGUUGCACCACGCCUGCUUCACGGCAGUGUACGGCGAACCAGAGGCGAUCCUCGCACAGCAAGGCUCUCGCGGCGGCGAAGGCAGCGGCCGCCCGAACAACGCCGGACCGCCGGGCAUGUGCGGCGUCUGUCGCCGACCCAUUGUCCUCGGCGACGAGAGGGAGAACAAGCGUCAGAAUAAGCUGGCGGGAAUGAUGGGAGUGGAAGGCUCGCAAUCUCGCACUCCUGCCGCUCCCGGAUCCAGCGACAGCAACGCCGGCGGCGACGAUCCGCUCGACACACUGCAGCCGUACCGCUCGCGCUCGCGCGAGCAGAUGCGCGACGGCGGCUCGGCCUCACCGUACGGCUACAGCGGCAGUGCGCAUGGCGGUGGAGGCGAGGCGCGCGGCAUGGUGCAGCCCAUCAUCAAGGUGCGGCCCGAGUACGGCACCAUCUACCGCAAGGACCCGACGGGCGCGCGCGGCAAGCAGAACGUCGUCUGCGUCCUCUCGGUCGAGAUCCCGUCGCGGCGCCCACCGCCAUCGCUGGGCGAGCAGGAAGAGCAGCAGCGCCAGCUGGCGCGCAAUUGGUCGGCCGUGGGCGGGUCCGCGCUGGGCAGCAUUGCCGACGCCGACGAUGCGAGUGACACGCGCAGUGUGAGUGCCGUCUCGCGCUUCAACGGCGGCAGCACGGUCGACUCGCACCACAUGGCGCCGAGCGAGGCGGGCGAUGAGCAAGACGUCCGGGACGGCCAUCGCCCUGUCACGCCGGACAAUGGCCAGCGUCGCGGCGAGGCUCCGCGCUCGCCGGAUGCCGACGAGGAGGGCUUCUCCUUCGGCGCCACGCCUGCUGCAGGCUCGAUCGCGCACGAGGACCCGUUCAAGCCCGUGAUGGACGAUCUGCGCAAUCGCAUUGCCGACUGGAAGGGCCACUCGAUCGAGCGCUUCGGCCAGCUCGUGCUCUACGACUACCUGGGUGUCCGGCAGGACGAGGUCGUGCGCGAGUUCUUCGUCUAUCUCUUCCACGAGGCGCUGCUGUGCGUCGCCGAGGAGCGCAAGAAGGAGAAGGGUCUCUCGCGCUUCAUGACCGGGCCGACCGAGCGCAGCGCCGGCGCGGCCACAGACUCGAUCCGCCAGCCUGGCGCUGCGCCCGGGUCGGGCCCGAGGCCCGCUCUCAAGCUCAAGGGCCGCAUCUGGCUGCGCCACAUCCGGCGCGUGCAGGACACGUCGUCCAACGGCAACCUCAGCCUCAGCGUCAAGCUCGACGACGAGAGCCUGAACCACUUCAUCCUCUGCUUCAAGGACCGCGGCACGCUCGAGACGUGGCGCGGCAAGCUCGUCGAGCUCGUGCAGGUGCACAAGCCGCAGGAGCCGCCUUCGACGCCCGUUAGCGACGCCUCGCGCAGCGCAUUCUCGCAGCCCGACGCCACGCCGACGAGCCCCGCAGUCACGUCGGCCACGUCGCGGCGCGGUACCGCGACCUCGACCAUCUCGGCCAUGAGCGGCAAGACGAGCGGCACGUCGCCGACCAGCCGGAUGCAGAAGUCGCCUGCCAUGGCGCAGCACCGCUCGACGGAGUCGCUGCACCUCAUGAACCGCUCCUCGAGCCAGCCGCUGGCGCACGCGCCGCAUCAGCAGUGGUCGGCGUCCGGCGGGCUGGACCCGGGCCUGCCGCCGCCCGAGCUCCUGCCGCACACGCCGAUGGACCUCGUGAUCAUCGUCUCCGUGCCGGCCGUUCCGCCGACGCAGCAGCACGGCUCGUCGGUGUCGUCCUCCGCCGCGCUCAAGCUGCGCCUCAUCCGCUCCACGCUUGAGUUCGUUGUCUCGCAUCUCGGGCCCAAGGACCGGCUGGCGAUCGUCGCGUACAGCGUCGGCACUGAGGGCGAGGUGCGGCGCAGCGCGCUGCUCAACACGAACAAGGAGAAGAGCCGAGCGCGCCUCGAGCUUCUCAUCGAGGGCAUCGGCCAGCCGUGGUCGGGCGAUGGCGAGGAUCCGUUCCGCGAGUCGCUCGAGCGCCUCGGCGGCUCGACGGACCGCACCGACACGAUCACCGCCGUCAACGUCGGCCUCGACAUUGUGCUGCAGCGCAAGAGCCGCAACCCGGUCACUGGCAUCUUGCUCAUCAACGACACGGCCGAUGCGCCGCGCCGCGGCCAGAUGGAUCUCGUCAUGGCGCGAGCUGAGGCGGCGAACGUGCCGAUCCACUCGUUCGGCUUCGGCAAGAGCCACGAUCCAUCGUCGCUCUGGCUGAUCUCGAACCACACACGCGGAUCGUACACCUUCGUGCGCGAGUGGUACCAGCUGCGCGAAUGCGUGUCCGGCUGCAUCGGCUCGCUCAUGUCCAUCGCGCUCACCGAGGUGCGCCUGCACAUCAACGUGCCGUCGGACAAUCACUUCCGGGUGCGCAAGGUGGCAGGCCCGACGGGCGCCAUCGUCUCGGCGACGGGCAAGGACGUGGACAUCGAGCUGGGCGAGCUGCGCUUCGGCGAGUGCAAGGAGCUGCUCAUCGAGCUGGAGCUCGAGUUCAACGCGCUCGUGCCGUUCAUCAUGGAGGAGUCUGCCGACGGGCGCCGGGCGCCGCGCAAGCUCGCUGGCGCCGCAUACGAGUCCGGCAGCGCGACGGACGACUUCAUGCAGCGCCUCGGCCUGCAGAACCUCAGCCUCACGAGCGGCGACUCGCAGUUCGACGCGCGUGGCUCGGACAACCUUAUCGACGAGGUCGCCGUGUUCGGCGUCGACGCCGGCUUCCGCGACGUCGGCACGGGCCAGGCGCUCACGCGGCUGCCGAAUCCGUGCGUGCUCACGCUCGAGGUCGACGCCAACUCGCCCGACCCCAUCGCCGGCUCGAGCCUCAGCGGCGGCGGCGCUGCGGCGCUGGCGGACCCCGUCGUGACGCGCCGCCGCAUCGAGAUCCUCGUCAGCGACAUGAUCACGCGCAGCCUGCUCGUCGUCUCGCGCAAGAACCACGCGCAGGCGCUGCAGAUCCUCUCAGAGACGCGCCGCAUCGUCGAGACGGUGCUGCAGUCGACGCCGGCGCCGAGCGGCGGCGGCGUGGGCCCUUCGCGACGCGCCAGCCUCAGCUCGUCAUCUGGCGUCGCCACGCCGCGCAGCACAGGCCCGAAGCGUCAGCGCGAGGCGCUCCACCGCCGCACGGCCGAGAGCCUGCUGGCGAUCCUCGAGGAUCUCGACAUGCUCAUCGAUGGCCUCGAGCAGUCGCGCAGCUCGUUCGACCGCGACGGCCGCAACGCCGGCGCCCAGCAGGCCAUGAUCCUGCGCGACCAGCGAGCCUUUACGACGCGCUCCGACACCGAGUGGCUGCGCUUCGCGCUCGCCGGCGGCGACAAUGGUCCGGCCUUUGCGGCGCGGGCUGCCGCCUUUGCCAGCCUGCGCGGCUAGUCUGGCUUCUCUCCUCUCUCUCAUUUCCAUGCCUCUCUACGCUCCCCACCCUCACUUGCCUUCUCAUACCCCUGCCGUGCGCCAUCUCUCUGCGGAAAAUACGACUCUCAUUGCCCGCUCUCCUG